AUGCAAGCCGACAAAACAGUCACCUAUCCACUCACAGUAGCAACUCAAGCGAUCGCAGGUAUCACUGAGCUUGCUGAAAUGCCCAGAUGCCGUUAUGAGGUUAUUGAUCCUGACACGAAAGAAGCGGUUGAUGUUGUUACUGUUGGUAGUAAACUACUUCAUCAAUGGAUAUGCGACAGCACAUCACCUGCGGCUCUUUUCAGAUUCUGGUGCAUGACUGUUCAUUCGUGCCAUGUUGAGGACGGUUCUGGAACGACGUUCACCAUUUUGGAUGACAAAGGAUGCUCCAUCGACCGAUAUCUUCUGGACAAUCUCGAAUAUGGCCCCGGUCCGCUACGAGCACAGAAGGAGGCACAUGCGUUCAAAUUUGCCGAUAAGACUUUUGCGUUUUCGGACGCCGACGAAAGACGUAUCGCAUCGGUCCUGCAACGAUUACGAGGCGGUCAAGAUUGUAUUGCCAAACACCACCUGGUCCUCCCAGCGGCCACUGUUCUUUCCUUGAUCGUUUCCCUCAUCGGUGUGAUCUUUGUCCUGCUCAAGCGAUCUUAUACCCCAAGAGCAUGA
Cooperia oncophora is the source of this 564-nucleotide messenger RNA. The record is from the annotation of a GenBank genome assembly. NCBI's taxonomy places the organism in Eukaryota, Metazoa, Nematoda, Chromadorea, Rhabditida, Trichostrongylidae.